Molecule: messenger RNA, 1483 nt
Organism: Quercus lobata
Lineage: Eukaryota; Viridiplantae; Streptophyta; Magnoliopsida; Fagales; Fagaceae
Exons: 7
Coding region: 1-1023 (340 amino acids)
Source: RefSeq, a predicted model, not a curated record
AUGGACGGCGGCCAUAUGCAGCAGCAGCUGCCGAUCUCACCGGACCAACUGGACAGCCCUCCUCUUCACCCGCUUCCCCCUUCGCUGAUUCCACCCCAUUUAGUUUCUCACUCAUCUAAUGCCGCUCCCAUAAAUUCGCCGCCAAGGACCACCACUCCCACUGCUCCUACCACUCCAUCGUGUCUCAGCAUUCUCCCUGACAGUGAGAAAUGCAGUGAUUCUCAAUUUGUUCAGGAAGAAGCACAAGUAAAACCUAUUGAUGGCAGUCCAAACACUCCCAGUAAACACAAUAUGGAAAUUAAAGCACCGAUGAUUGGAAUGAAAUUUGAUUGUGAUGAUAGUGCAUAUGAGUUUUACAAAGAAUAUGCUCAUAGAAUGGGCUUCAGUGUAAGGAAACAGUAUGUUAGGCGAGGAAGUGCUGGACAUGUUAAGAGGAGAACAUUUUGUUGUUCAAAAGAAGGUGAACGAGCUAUUGACAAACGUCGUGAACAGGAUUUGCAAGAAAUGAGAAUUAAAUGUUGUUUGUCCUCUAUGGAGGGUGAGAUCCAUGGUGAAGUUGCUCCCAAGAAUGUUUCACAAGAUGACGGUGGAUUUGAGUCACAUGUGGACAUUUCUCAAGGCAUAUGUGGGAUCAAAACAAAACCUACUGUAGGUCGUCCAAGAGGAAGGUUGAAAAGUUCAUUAGAAAGGACAAAAAAAAAAUCUCAAAAUAAGAAGGAUCAAUCCAAAAAGACUUGUGGAGCAAGACAAUUUCAAUCAUGUGGUGGCCUAAAUAGAGUUGAUUCCUCAGUUAAUAUUAAUUCUUACAAAGAACAUAGUAAUGUUGAACAACCAUCACAAUUAGUAGAUAACAUAACUCAGGAAUCUUUCAGUUGUAGUAAUUUGGUUGGACAAGACAAUGUUGUUGGGUUCAAUGGUUUGAAUCAGGAAUUUUUUGAGUGUGAAUUUUUGGUUGGACAAGAUCAUAUUGGGUUAUAUGGCUUGAAUCAGGCUUCGGUAGAUCCUGAUAUUGACAACCUUUGAAAAACACCAUAUUGGUUGUUUUCCUUGUGUUUUGCACAGUUUUUGGACAAUAUAUUGGCUGUUAUAUAACAUCUAGUGGACAGAACUUUAACAGUAUUUUUUGGACAGCACAUUUGACUUCGACAGAUUUUUGGAAAGCAUAUCUGACAAUUUGGAUAGAUUUUUUGGACAGCACAAUUUGGACAGAUUUUUUGGACAUCACAAUUUGGACGUAUGCAAUGGGAAAGCUCAUUUUUAUAUCUUUGUAUCUAUGUAUUUGCAUAUUUGAACAAGACAGCUUUGAAUGAAUGCAAUAGAAUGAUAUGGAUGGAAAUUUAAAUUCAGGAACUUUAAAUUUAGCAAUAGAUUUGUUGAGCUUUUCUUUUUAUUUAGCUCUCUUUAAGAUUGGUUGGCUGGAUGAAACAUGCAAAAGUUUGCAACAUGGUUGGCUGGAUGAAACAAAUAUCUCCAAGUAUCUUUA